This is a messenger RNA of Myotis davidii, 1338 nucleotides long. RefSeq names its product hes family bHLH transcription factor 1 (gene HES1). Lineage: Eukaryota; Metazoa; Chordata; Mammalia; Chiroptera; Vespertilionidae. Gene Ontology annotation, cellular component: nucleus. Gene Ontology annotation, biological process: anterior/posterior pattern specification; regulation of transcription by RNA polymerase II; regulation of neurogenesis. The record is from RefSeq and is a predicted model, not a curated record. Gene Ontology annotation, molecular function: protein dimerization activity; RNA polymerase II cis-regulatory region sequence-specific DNA binding; DNA-binding transcription factor activity, RNA polymerase II-specific. The coding region runs from base 259 to 969 and encodes 236 amino acids. The transcript is spliced from 5 exons.
CAGGGCCUGGGGAUCACACAGGAUCCGGAGCCCGUGCUGAUAACAGCGGAAUCCCCUAUCUACCUCUCUCCUUGGUCCUGGAAUAGCGCUACCGAUCACCAAGUAGCCAUAAGAUAGUAUAAUAAACGCUCAGCACUUGCUCAGUAGUUUUGUGAAAGUCUCGAAUAAAAGGGACAUAAAACAAUUUUUUCGUGUGUGUAUGAAGGACUCCAAAAAUAAAAUUCUCUAGGGAUUAAAAAAAAACAACAACAACAGAAAAUGCCAGCUGAUAUAAUGGAGAAAAAUUCCUCGUCCCCGGUGGCUGCUACUCCAGCCAGUGUCAACACGACACCGGAUAAACCAAAGACAGCAUCUGAACACAGAAAGUCAUCAAAGCCUAUUAUGGAGAAAAGACGAAGAGCAAGAAUAAAUGAAAGUCUGAGCCAGCUGAAAACACUGAUUUUGGAUGCUCUUAAGAAAGAUAGUUCGCGGCAUUCCAAACUGGAGAAAGCAGACAUUCUGGAAAUGACAGUGAAGCACCUCCGGAACCUGCAGCGGGCACAGAUGACGGCCGCGCUAAGCACAGACCCGAGCGUGCUGGGGAAGUACCGCGCGGGUUUCAGCGAGUGCAUGAACGAGGUGACCCGCUUCCUGUCCACGUGCGAGGGCGUUAACACCGAGGUGCGCACCCGGCUGCUCGGCCACCUGGCCAUGCACAAUGGUGCCUGGUGCUGGGUGAUCUUGGGUGCGCCCUGCAAGCUGGGCAGCCCCGCCGGAGAGGCAGCUAAGGUGUUCGGUGGCUUCCAGGUGGUGCCGGCUCCUGACGGCCAGUUCGCCUUCCUCAUCCCCAAUGGGGCCUUUGCUCACAGUGGCCCCGUCAUCCCAGUUUACACCAGCAACAGCGGGACCACCGUGGGACCCAAUGCAGUGUCGCCUUCCAGCGGACCUUCGCUCACGGCCGACUCCAUGUGGAGGCCCUGGCGGAACUGAGGGGCUCAGGCCACCCCUCCCCUCAAACUCAACCUCUCUCUCUUCUCUCGGGACACUAAACAGGAACUUGGAUGCUGGGAAAGAAGAGAACUUUUGUGAUUAAGUGGUUACUUUGUGUUUUUAAUUUCUAAAAAGUUACUUUUUUUGUAGAGAGCUGUAUUAAGUGACUGACCAUGCACUAUAUUUGUAUAUAUUUUAUAUGUUCAUAUUGGAUUGCGCCUUUGUAUUAUAAAAUUUCAGAUGACAUUUCGUUUUUUACACGAGAUUCCUUUUUUAUGUGAUGCCAAAGAUGUUUGAAAAUGCUCUUAAAAUAUCUUCCUUUUGGGAAGUUUAUUUGAGAAAAUAUAAUAAAAGAAAAAAGUGAAGGCU